AUGGCCGGAAAGCGGGGGAAGAAGUGUCGACAGCGAAGCAAUCCGGCACCUGCCGAUGGCACCCGGACAUGCAGCAAGUCGCACACGAGUUUCGACGCGGGUUUGUCUUCUCUUCUUGGCAAUGCCAUUGGUGUCGAUGAGUUUCGGCAAAGCUUCUUUGAGCAGAGGCCGCUACACAUUCAGCGUGCCGGGAGCAACAAGUACUAUGCGCAACUCGACGGUGUCUCAACUCCAGAAAGGCUCUUCAAGCUUAUGGAGGAGGGGGCCGUGCCCGUGUACCGAGUCAACAUGUUUCGCUGCAAAGACGGCAGCAACAAGGAGACUCCGAACCCACCGCCGACCUCAGCUGCGGAUGUGCGGCGGCUCUUUGCAGAAGGCUGGAGCAUCCAGUGGCUGCAGCCACAGCAGGAGCACGAUGCGCUGGCGUCGCUGGUGGUAGCUCUGGAGACCGAGUUUGGCUGCCUUGUCGGGGUCAAUGCGUACCUCACACCACCUGGCACACAAGGCUUAGCGCCUCAUUGGGAUGAUGUGGAGGUCUUCGUCCUUCAGUUGGGUGGAAAGAAAGCCUGGACGCUCCACGCCUCCUCCAGCGCAGCGCCCUCCCCGACACUCCCACGAUUCAGCAGCGGCGACAUCGACCUAGCGUCCUUGUCACCGCCACUACUUUCUCCGAAAUUGUCGGCUGGUGAUUUGUUGUACUUCCCACGGGGGACCAUCCACUAUGCCCCCAACAAGGACUCGACGGAGGCCUCGGUGCACCUCACCGUCUCCGCUUUCCAGCGGCAGUCUUUGUACGACCUCGUGCAGAAGACUUUCGAAGAGGCGAUGUCAGAGCUGUGGGAGGACGAAGCCCUUCUCCGUCGCGCGCUUCCCUGGCCGGCGCUGGCCACGGGCGCAUGGUCCGAGCUAGGAUCUCUGAGGUCCUCAGUGGCCUCACAGCUGCGAGCUCUUGCAGACAUGGUGGAGGCUGAAGCGGCCUCACCGCCGACAUCACCUGGGCCGGUGGCGUCUGCACUGGCAGAGCUCGGUGCAGAGUUUGUGAAACAUCGCAUGCCGCCGCAAAGCCAGGCAACGGAGGUAGCCAUAAUCACGCCGGGGAGCAUGGUGCGCUUGGAGCCCACGGCCUUGGCACUGCUUCCGCGACCUGGGGACGAGGAAGGAGCCACAUUGCACCACUAUGGGCACAAUUCGCGGCGAAACCACAUGAUGAAUCACCCCAAGCCGGCCAUGGAGAAUCUUGGAGCCUUUUCUGAUGUCACGUGUUGCAGGAAUUUUGAGGAGGUGGGUUCGAAGAGUUUGCCUGUGGAGGAGGGGAUGCAUGGUUGGAACACCGAAAGCCGCACGGAAAUCGGGAUAUUUGUGAUGUGGAGAGUCGGUCGGCUUCCUAUCGGUUUUGAGGUUCCUCUCAAGGCUCAGCUUCUGUAG
Molecule: messenger RNA, 1425 nt
Organism: Symbiodinium sp. CCMP2456
Lineage: Eukaryota; Dinophyceae; Suessiales; Symbiodiniaceae
Source: the annotation of a GenBank genome assembly